Messenger RNA from Aegilops tauschii subsp. strangulata, 2017 nucleotides. The record is from RefSeq and is a predicted model, not a curated record. NCBI's taxonomy places the organism in Eukaryota, Viridiplantae, Streptophyta, Magnoliopsida, Poales, Poaceae.
CUCUCUCUCCCACCUCCGUACGCGAGGCCUGGCAGGCAGAGAGAGAGAGAGAGAGAAACGUACGCGAGAGAGAGAGAGAGAGGCAGAGGAGAUCGAGCUGCCGAUCUCGCCCGCCAUUCCCACCCCCGAUGCGAUCUCGCCGCCAAACCCUAGCAGCGAUCCCGCGCCCCAGCAGCAGCAGCACCACCCCGCCGGAGCCCCGGGCGCCGCGGCGUUGACGCCUGCCUGCUCCCGCGCGCGGCCGACUAGCUGAAGCUCAGCGCUGCUUCGUAGCGCAGCUCCCGCCUGCUCUGCUCGGCUCGGAGGCGGGGCCGGCGAUGGGGGCAGCGGACAAGUGGCUGCUGCCGCUGGUCUCCGUCUCCUUCGUCUCGCUCAUGCUCUUCCUCUCGGCGCUCUCGGGCUACUCGGCCUCCUCCGCGCUCUUCGCGCGCCUCCCGCCGCCCUCCUACGUGCGCCGCGGGGCCGCCGCGCCCCCCUCCUUCGCCUACCUGCUCUCGGGCGGCCGCGGCGAUGGCCGCAGGCUCCUGCGCCUGCUCCUCGCCGUCUACCACCCCCGGAACCAGUACCUGCUCCACCUCUCCGCGGACGCGCCCGAGGCCGAGCGCCUCGACCUCGCCGCCGCCGUCGCGCGGGCCGCCCCCGCAAUCACAGCCUUCGGGAACGUCGACGUCGUCGGCCGCCCCGCCGCGGGCACCCCCAUGGGCUCCUCCGGCCUCGCCGCCACGCUCCGCGCCGCCGCCGCCCUGCUCCGGCUCGACGCCGAGUGGGACUGGUUCGUCACGCUCAGCGCCGCCGAUUACCCCCUCCUCACCCAGGACGACCUGAUUCAUGUCUUCUCGUCUGUGCCAAGGCACCUCAACUUCAUCGAUCACACUAGUGAUAUUGGAUGGAAAGAGUACGUACUAUCUGAACUUAGUAAGAAUUUAGCCGCACUGGUAUUAGUUUCACCAAUAUAUUGUUGCAGGUCUCAGAGAGUGCAACCAGUCAUAGUAGAUGCUGGGAUAUACCUGGCUGGCAGGAAUCAGUUCUUCCAAUCCACAGAGAAACGGGCGACUCCAGAUGGUUUCAAAUUCUUCACAGGUUCUCCUUGGGUCAUUCUAAACCGGCGGUUUAUAGAGUACUGCAUUUUCGGAUGGGAGAACCUCCCUCGAACCCUUCUCAUGUACUUCACCAACGUGAUGCUGCCUCUGGAAGGUUAUUUCCACUCGGUCGCGUGCAACUCGGACUUCCGUAACUUCACGGUGAACAAUGACUUGCGGUACGUGGCCUGGGACGACCCGCCUCAGAUGGAACCCCGGUUUCUAAACAUUACACAUUAUGAGGAGAUAGUGGAGAGCGGAGUGCCCUUUGCUAGGAAGUUCCGAGAGAAAGAGUAUCUGUUGGACAGGAUUGAUGAGAAAAUACUCCAGCGGUGGCGUCACAGACCUGUUCCUGGAGCGUGGUGCACAGGCAGGAAGAGAUGGUUCAGUGAUCCAUGUUCCCAGUGGAGCAACGUCAACAUCGUAAGACCCGGGCCCCAAGCCGAGAAGUUCCGCAGAUACAUGGACCGGAUCCUGGAAGAAUCGAAGUCAAGCAACAGCUCAUGCGCGCAAUAGCAGCACUGAACCGCGAGGCUGCAUGCACUUUCCGGCAGUCGAGCGUGUCUCAUUUUGCACAGAUCGAGCGGCUCUCCACGUGUUCAGAACUCCGGCAUUUCCGCCUCCCGUGGGAGCAUUUUUGCUGCAGCUGGGUUGUGCGCACAGGGCCAAGGUGAGAGGGCGUGCCUAUUCUUUCAGAGAUAUUUUUGGUAGCUGCCAUGACUUGAAGGUCUCUUCUCACUGCUGCGUUGCAUCCCAGCAUUGUUGGAGGCCAGGGAGCUUUGGGCUGGGGGUUGAUUACCUCAGCUUGUAGGGAGUGUAAUUAGUAGCGAUGAGUCGAAGGACCUUGUGCGGAUGUUUAUAGAACCUUGGUGGAAUUCUUGGUGCUCCCAUACGGAAUUGAAUCGAGAGAAAGGCAAAAAAACAUGAAGGGUGGGGAA